This is a messenger RNA of Hyla sarda, 2617 nucleotides long. It is a transcript of the gene TMEM201, whose product is annotated as transmembrane protein 201. The record is from RefSeq and is a predicted model, not a curated record. NCBI's taxonomy places the organism in Eukaryota, Metazoa, Chordata, Amphibia, Anura, Hylidae. Gene Ontology annotation, cellular component: nuclear inner membrane. The transcript has 11 exons. Bases 113 to 2023 code for a protein of 636 amino acids. Gene Ontology annotation, molecular function: actin filament binding; lamin binding. Gene Ontology annotation, biological process: nuclear migration along microtubule.
GGUCCGCAGCUCCGGUUUGUAGACGGAGCCGUGUUAUUGGUUGGCAGCCGGGUGGACGGGGCGCAGACAGCGCGAAGCGCCGGAGAAGAAGGACCGGGAGAUCGGCCGACGUAUGGAGAACCGGACCGAGCUGCUGCUGCCGCUGGCCGGCCUGACCGCCGUCACCGGGGCUACCGGGCUGAUCCUGUACCGGCUCCUCCGGAGGAAACCUCCGACACACGUGAAGGUGAACUGCUGGUUCUGCAGCCAGAACACUGUGGUCCCCUAUGGCAACCGAAACUGCUGGGACUGCCCCAACUGUGAACAGUACAACGGCUUCCAAGAGAACGGUGACUAUAACAAACCUAUCCCGGCACAGCACAGCGAGCAUCUUAACCAUUUGGUGUCUGGUGGGAACACGAUUGUAGAAUCGACGAAGCCGCAGCAAUGGGUGAACUGUGGGACGCUGCUGUGUAAGAAAUGUAACAACAACCAGAGCACCAAAAUAAAGCAGCUGGCGUCAUUUUCGCCCAGAGAGGAGGAGCGAUACGAAGAGGAGAUCGAGGUCUAUAAACACCACCUGGAGCAGAUGUACAAGCUCUGCCGGCCAUGCCAGACCGCCAUAGACAGUUAUAUCAAGUACCAAAACCGACAGCUGAGGGCCAUCAUGCUGAACCAGCAAUUCAAGCGACGGGAGCUGGAUAAAGGUUAUACACAGAGCUCUUUGAAUUCCGCCUUUAUUCGGAUCCCUACCAAGGUGAUUCUCCUCCGCUGUCUUGCAUUCCUGAGUUGCGCGUUCCUGGUGUCCGUGGCACAGUUGGGGACGGGGGACCUCUUCUCUCUCUCUAUUAGGAACGUUACAAAUCUAACAGCUGAGCCCAGGAACGAGUCUCAGACGGAGGACGCCGAGAAGCCGUCGCUAAUUGAGAAGGUCAUUGGCGUUCUGCCAGAGCGUACACUGGAAAACCUCAACGAGGCUUGGCACUUCGGACGCAACAAUCAGAUCGGCUUGGCGUUUCUCGGUCUCGUGACUUGUGUCUUCGCCAUGUUCCUUGCGGGACGUUUUAGGAUGCGACUCGUUGAUGCCUUUGCCUCGUUCCUCUGGGUCCUAGUGACAGGACUCUAUCUUUCGGAGAUAUACCUUUUGAAGGAUUCUCCCAGCUGGAUGGAUACAGUGAAGCUCAGCACCACCACCUUGUGUUGCCUGGUCGGUCUCACCUCUGCGAUGGCAACAAAGAAAGCCAUUAGUCAACGGAGACAGCGCCCUCGAAGAUAUCUCUCCGGGGACUCUGUAUCUUCGUACGGACACAUGAACAGCAGUAUAGUUCUUCCAGACCAGCCCACUCCAUUGCUAUCCACCCCGCCGGGUCUCCUGCACCUGCUGAGCCAUCCGGCCUAUCGCGCUGAACGCAAGGCUUCACCCUCUUCUCUGCCCGGACGUCUGAACAGAGCCCUGUCUCUUGGCACCAUCCCUUCCCUGGCACGGGCAGAUUCUGGAUACCUCUUCAGUGGUAGCCGCCCGGCUUCUCGGUCUUCGGUGCUUAAGGAGUCUCCAGGAUCAGAUUACUUUUCCCUGCUGUCUGGAAGCUGCGCAGCUUCGCCUCUGCCAUCUCCCACCCCCUCCGUGGCCGGCUCUGCCACCUCCAGCUGCGGCUCCUUGCUCCACAGGCGUCCAUUGAUCAGUCCCGCUCGCCUUAACCUGCGAGGACAAAAACUGGGCCUCUCGCUGAACAGGACUCCGACCCGCCCCUGCUAUGACGAGGUGUAUCACCCCGACAGCAGCCUCUACUCCCACGAGAUCACUCCCAAGUUUGCGCAAAGUGCGUUUCUGAUUAUUUGGGACACGAUGAAGCUUAUGGCGGAGGCCGGCAGCGUUUCCAGCAAUCACACGCCUGAGAAGAACUCCUCUCAUUCCUCCUCCUGUCAGGUGGACUCUACCACAGCGUUCCUGGAGUCUCCGUCCAAGUGGAAAAGUGAGUGGCUUCUCCCAUCCGCCGCUCAGUUAUCAAUGGAGCGAGCUAAUGUUGUGGUGGGAUGUCGCUGACCGGCGUCUUCUUGGCUCUGAGCUUCACCAUGAACGUGGUGAUGAUCGUCUUCUUCUACCAAAAACUCCUGUGACCUCACCUGCCGUCCCGGUUUCACCUGGUGCUCCCGACACUGCCUGAUCAUCUGGGCCUUUCUUUGUUUUCCUGGUGUCGCCCAUCACUGGUGCUCUGUGACUCCUGGCCGCAGGGUCAUGACUACUCCAAGACAACCAUUUGUUCUAUCUCACUAGACUCGGGGCGUCCAGCCCUCUCCACCCUAUGUGCAUCCCCCCCCCCCCCCUGCAAGCUGCCAUUGACCGAGGUGGCGGGUGUUCUGGUCUCUUCUGGGUGGAGCAGAUGGAUUUUAUUCACCGCGGUUCGGUGAUCUGUAAAUAACUGUAUUUUGUGUUUUUACGUCUUAUGUCGUUGUCCAAAUACAAGAAAAGAUAUGUUUAAAAAAAUUCGAUUUGUGCAUUCUUUAGUCCUAGAGACAGUUUUUGGUGGGUUUAACUAGCAGCUAUGAUGGCUCCUAUACACUGCACACCAUACACAGAAAGAUACUGUUCCCCUAUACAGUGGUCCCUCAACAUAUGAUGGUAAUCCGUUCCAAAUGG